Opisthorchis viverrini is the source of this 2492-nucleotide messenger RNA. RefSeq lists its product as hypothetical. Gene Ontology annotation, molecular function: RNA binding; metal ion binding. The transcript has 7 exons. The coding region runs from base 28 to 2022 and encodes 664 amino acids. Gene Ontology annotation, biological process: negative regulation of DNA-templated transcription. The record is from RefSeq and is a predicted model, not a curated record. Gene Ontology annotation, cellular component: nucleus. Lineage: Eukaryota; Metazoa; Platyhelminthes; Trematoda; Opisthorchiida; Opisthorchiidae.
CUUGACUACAGGUACCGCGUUGCACCUAUGGAGUUUGAAGAGGGAGAGGUAGCCGACGUUAGUGAUUCGGAGCAGGAGUGUUCUCCUAAGGCGCGACGCGAUGAGUUGAGCAGACACGACCGUUUUAAACACUCCAGACACCACACCAAACACAAGCACGAGAAGUCUUCUCAUAAGAAAUUGGGUCUUGACAAACGUUCGUCCUCCAGAGCAAACGGCCCUGAUGUAGGAUCUACAAAGGAUCCACAGAGGCGACACAAAAAACCUACGAAAGAGCACUUAUUAGAGGAUGACGAAAUACUCCAUCCUCCAGAACGGGAUCGAGAAGAGAGGCAUCAUGAUUUUGAUCCCAGGCGUAGCCGAAAACGACGCAAAAUGGAACGGUUUACUAAACCGCCUAUGCAAGCCAAAUGUCGUUACUUCAUGGAAGGCCGUUGCAACAAGGGCGACAGCUGUCCCUUUGCACAUGAUUUCCAACCUACGAAAAAACAGGAGCUUUGCAAGUUUUACGCUGUCGGUGUUUGUUCCAAAGGUCCAACUUGUCUCUAUCUACACGAGGAAGUCCCAUGUAAAUUCUAUCAUUUCUUUGGGAAAUGCAGUCACGGCGGGUCGUGCAAAUUUUCUCAUGAACCGCUUACUCCUGAAUCUCAGGCUUUACUCAAUCGGAUAGCCGGAUCUACGGACCAACCACCUACUACUGUUGGCUGUGUACCUGAUUCUUGCCGGCCACCACGUGAUGAGCCCCCCUACUCCGGUCUUGGAGAGCACGGUGACGUCGAUUAUCGUUUUGGACAGCGACCAGCGCAUUUCAGCAACCCACCAAUAGGUCCCAAUUUUGGAUCACCACCACGACCUAUCAUUGGUCAAGGUCCGCAUCUGCGUGCUUUGUUGCCUUCUAAUCACUACGAAGCGAGAGACCUACUGGGACCCCAUCCUUCUUUCAUUAAUCGCCUUGGCGAUACAAUGGACGGUGGUUAUCGAAUGAAAGGGCCUGGUGUGUAUCCUGACUCGAACUACCCCCCGACACAGUUCCCCAACCCAGGUUCCAUGGAUGGUACCUACCCAAUCAGCCCAGUAGGAUUCGUCCCAGGUGACCAUCCUAUGCGGUUACGACCGCCACCGAUUUCGAAUUUAUCCCCUCCGGAGAUUCCGUUCCAUCCAGAUUUUCCACGUUUUAGACAGUCAUUCUGUUCACCACGUGUUCCACUGUCUGUCUCCAUGCCUCUCAAUCCAGCCAUUCGUUUAAACAAUGAAGCUCUGGUUAGCUCUGAGCUAGACAAAAUGGCAGCACUACUAGCAGCAAGCAAACCUCCACCGGCUACCAGCACACUUACUUCAUCCCCGUUAGAUCCCCGAGUUCAGUCACCGGGGCACGCAGCAAGGGUCGAAGUACCACAAUCUCCUGUGCCCCUUGACAAUCAGAUCACCAUUCCGGAGGCUCUCGAUAUUCCACUCAGAAGGGCGUCUUUAACACUUAACUCACCAGAAUUGAACGUGGUUCCACCCGGACCCUCUUUACCGACAUCGCCAACUGCAGCACAAUGGCGUCUAAUUCCGUUAAAUAUGAACGUGAAAAUUCCCUAUCCACUGAUGCAGCUUCCUAUUGAUGAACUCCCACAUCGGUAUGAAGACCCUAGACUGCGUGGUCAACUCACGACCCUCAGACCACCGCCGAAACCAACCACUCCUGUCGGUUGUGCAAACGACGUUGGACUAAGCACUGUAGGGUCGAAAAAUUGUAGCACUGAGGAUUCCCAACCUCCGGAAGAAAUGGAUGAAUCAAAUAUUUUCACUCCAAGACGUCCUGUGAAGCUCCAGUUGAAUGAAAUGGCCAGUACUUUUGUCAACUACCACCCUGCAACUGUUGCGAAUACCUCGACCAAAACAAAUGAUCGAUCAUACCUCGACGAUCCUCGGUUCCGGAGACGGCGUAUCGUGACGGCAGGCACUUGCUCACAGGUUCCGUCAACAGAGGGUAGUGAUUUAACCACAGCUGGGUCGGUAGACCAAGCAGCCCUGUAAAUUUUUUAGGAUAGGUUAACCAUGUCGGAGCCAUACCGAAAACUAGACAUGUUGGUUGACGAUCUGUGGCACCACUUUGCGUAAGGGUGUCCAGGUUACUGCAUGAGAUGGUUAGAGAUAAUCUAUAAUCCUUACACAACUCCGAUCUCCCUUUGUACAUAAGAAGUAAACUCCAGUGGUGAGCAAUCGAGGUUUAAUUUUUUGAGACGGGACAAUUGUGAAAGUGUGCAACUGUGGUACAAAAUGAUUAUGCAUCAAAACUUCCAUACUGCUUGUUCCAUUUCAGGUAAUGUUGAAGGUCCCCGGACGACACACUAGCUCUAACAUGAUUGAGGGCUGAUUCGAAGUCGGCCAGAACGACCGGGCGAACCUAAACAAAAAAGAAACAAUCUAUCGCUUGACAUAGUGAUGCGUACAGACUUGCUUGUUUCCAACCAAAUGAGAGUCGACUGAAAUGAUACCAGUUCUCA